Penicillium brasilianum is the source of this 696-nucleotide messenger RNA. Lineage: Eukaryota; Fungi; Ascomycota; Eurotiomycetes; Eurotiales; Aspergillaceae. The record is from the annotation of a GenBank genome assembly.
AUGCGCACUUUCAUCACCCUCGCUGCUGCGCUCUUCGCCGGUGUUGCCUCGGCCACCAACAGCCAGGCCAAUGCUUUCAAGAACCCGGCUGGUGGUUAUACCUUCACUGCCGGUGAGGCGACUACCCUGAGCUGGAACGCCGAUGCCGGUACCACCGUCACUCUGCGCCUGCAGUACGGUGCGGUCUCGACUGCCAACUCGGGCACCAUCAUUGCUUCCAACAUCGACAACGACGGCAGCUUCACCUGGAACGUCCCCUCGGACCUCGCAUACCAGCCUGACUACACCAUCGAGAUCAUCGACGACCAGGACACCUCCAACUACAACUUCUCCCCCCGCUUCACCGUGUCCGGCGCCGUUGUCGCAACCACCACUACCUCUGCCUCUAGCACUUCUACCUCCGCGACCUCCACCUCCACUACCGUCUCGACUACUUCCACCAGCUCUACCAGCUCCACCAAGACUUCCACCUCCUCCUCUUCUUCUUCCACCCCCACUACCUUGACCACUUCCAGCUCCAGCGCUAGCUCCAGCUCCACCGCCUCGUCCACUACCCAGUCCAGCACUAGCGCUGCUAGCACCAGUGCUUCUAGCACUACCUCUGCUGCGUCGGUGCCUACCACCAACGCCGGUGUUGUGAACCGCGUUUCUGGUGGUCUGUUGGCUGCCGUUGCUGGUGUGGCUAUGUUGUUGUAA